ACCAUUUUUUCCUCAGCUCAAGCUUAAGAGCAAUGGACUCAUAACAUUAGUAGUGGAAAUAUUAAAAAAUUGUGAAUAAUUAUUUUUGUAUCUACCAUUUUUUUAAUUAAAUCUCAUAGUUUCUGAAUUCGCGGCGGCACAACCUAUUUCCGCCGCCGUAGAUGGCGAAAGGUCGGAAAUUAACUACCAGCCAAAGCGAGCGUUUCUUAGGAACAUACGGUUACUCUCACAACCAAGGCUCCACUGUCAACGAUCCUUCGGAGCUUCGAGAAGAGGAUAUCUGGUCCACUGGCGGUGGUGAUAGCAGUGAACAUGACUUGAAUUUCUCCGACGAGUGGGAUUCGACAAACGCGGACACUGUUGUGAGUAACGGCGGCUCGUCCUAUCGUGACCGGCGUCGGAUUACUCGGAACGGCGACGGGAGCCGCCAAUUAGGUGGUUUGUCGCUCGCGUUUGAAGAUCCAGCGGAUCAUACCUCCGCGACGGUGACUGCAAGGAUCGUGCAUCAGUUCCGUACGCACGAGAGUGUGGCGUCGUCGCCGCGUGGACGUCAGAUGGCAACAUCGCUGCCGGUGAACGUGCCGGACUGGAGUAAGAUACUCCGAGUUGACUCGGUUGAGUCGCUGCACGAUGAUAGUCUCGAUGACGAUGACGAUUUGGGGAUGGUUCCGCCACACGAGUACUUAGCGCGUAGUCGUAAGACGGCGGCGAAGUCGGUUUUUGAGGGUGUGGGUAGAACUUUGAAAGGUCGUGAUUUGAGCCGGGUUCGUGAUGCUGUGUGGAGUCAGACCGGGUUCGAUGGUUGAUUGUCCGGUUCAGGUUUUUUUGUGUAUUAAAUAGUUCUCGCUUCGCCUUCUUUGUAAUUUUAGUUAAUUAUUGUUAUUUUGUUAUUAAUAAUGUUAUGGUUAAUUAAUCAAAUUCCACUUGUGGUUGUUGGUUAAUGAAUUUGAUUAAUUAUUAUUAGUAAGGGUGGUUUAUGGGCAAUGAUUCGGUUGGUUGGACUUGGGUGAUUAGAGUCCAACUCAGUGGCCAGUGAGCCUAAUUAUUAAUUAAGCAGCAAGCAAGUGCUAAUUAGCAUGUAAUAAUUGAUAAUAAAUUGUAAUUUGAAUUGCUGAAUUAUGAUCAAGGUCAUUGUCUCAUGUUUAAGAACA
Messenger RNA from Lathyrus oleraceus (garden pea), 1151 nucleotides. RefSeq lists its product as uncharacterized. NCBI's taxonomy places the organism in Eukaryota, Viridiplantae, Streptophyta, Magnoliopsida, Fabales, Fabaceae. The record is from RefSeq and is a predicted model, not a curated record. Bases 162 to 806 code for a protein of 214 amino acids. The transcript has a single exon.